Molecule: messenger RNA, 1319 nt
Organism: Gymnodraco acuticeps
Lineage: Eukaryota; Metazoa; Chordata; Actinopteri; Perciformes; Bathydraconidae
Exons: 6
Coding region: 134-1234 (366 amino acids)
Source: RefSeq, a predicted model, not a curated record
AAAAGAAGCUUCUUUGGAUUCUGAAGACAUUGUGGAAAGCUGCUUGUUGGAGACGCUUGUUGCAGUUAGCAGUUGCUUGAAGAAAUCACACAGCAUACAUAUCCUGAAUGUACCUGGAUCUCUAACUAAAAUCAUGAUGUUGUGGAUUUCCUGCUUGCUUAUUGGCUACAUAACCUGUCAUCCUAUACAACAAGAAACUGCUGCUCCACGCUUCAUGCAUUGGCCACCCCCUUCUAGCUAUCGGUAUUGGGAAAGAAGGGCCAGUUCUGAUCCGGGCAGCAGCUCCUAUCUACCAGUUGUACCCGUACUGAGAUCUAACAACGCUCCUGAACUUCCCGCUCUUCUAGAGGCCAGUUCCAGUGCUGGCCCUGGCAAUUACAGGGCUCCAGAUUUCUACCGCAGCCCUAACAUGGCUGUGGUUAAAGAUGACAAUGCUAGUUUAAGGGAUGAACGCUAUAACAGCCUUGUGGUUCGUGAACCUGAGGUUGCUUAUGCAGCGUCUAGAUAUGACACCAGUGCUCCAGAGGGCAAUGUUGGUAGCUAUUAUAAUUUUAAAGAUGCUAGUUGGAUGGAUGGGCGCUAUAACAACCCUCAGGUCAGUGAGCCUGAGGUUGCAUAUGCAGGGAAUGGUUAUAACAGCAAUAUUCAAGUUGUCGACUAUGGUAGCUCAGCUAGGCCUGGUUUGAGCUCUGAACCUGCUGGUGAAGAGGAACCUAAGCCAGUCUUCAGCGAGGUGGCUGGUCCCGCUCUUCUAGAGGCCAGUUCCAGUGCUGGCCCUGGCAAUUACAGGGCUCCUGCAUAUGCAGGGAAUGGUUAUAACAGCAAUAUUCAAGUUGUCGACUAUGGUAGCUCAGCUAGGCCUGGUUUGAGCUCUGAACCUGCUGGUGAAGAGGAACCUAAGCCAGUCUUCAGCGAGGUGGCUGGUCCCGCUCUUCUAGAGGCCAGUUCCAGUGCUGGCCCUGGCAAUUACAGGGCUCCUGCAUAUGCAGGGAAUGGUUAUAACAGCAAUAUUCAAGUUGUCGACUAUGGUAGCUCAGCUAGGCCUGGUUUGAGCUCUGAACCUGCUGGUGAAGAGGAACCUGAGCCAGUCUUCAGCGAGGUGGCUGGUCUGGAGCCAGUCUCCUCCUUUAGCUCGCGUUCGAGAUACCAACGCAAAAGGUCACAAGUUGCUCAAACCCGCUACAUCCCAGGAGAGCCUGUUCCCUGGCACGCUCCAAGCAAAUAUGUCUUCUAAAGACCUUGCUGGUCUUUAGUUCCAGAUGACUGACUGCUGCUUUUCUUAAUGUCAAUAUACCAAUAAACUGUGCUUUCACAAAGGC